GUGCCAGUGUUCUAUAAUAUCUCUUCUCUUGUUUUCUCUAUUGCUCUCUCUCACGAUCCUAACCUCCAUUCUCAAUUCAACAAUCCUCUUCAGGUCCUAUUGGCAAUCGUGUUUUAGACCCUUUACAGCCAAUGGAGAAACUUUUGUCAUCACUCUAAUCAGUAAGCCUAUUACUAUCCAACUUUUCGCAAGAUACACCAUAAAACACCAAGUCUAUGGUUCUGAUCUCCCAGGAAAAGAUUUAUUGUUAGGCUUUGAUAUUCUCCAAAAUCUCAACAAAGUUUCCUGGCUCAAAAAAGGUUUGAAAUACAAAAAUUAUCUGUUACCCUGGACCACUUAACUAAAUCUCUUUUCCCUAGAAACUUUCUCCUCCAUUAAAAAAGUCAUAAUUCGAACUUUUUGUGCUGAAUCUCAUUCUCAGUUCCUCACCAAAUGCUCCAAUCCACUUUGAAAAAAUCCAGAUUUCUUCAAGCUAAAAUAGUUGUUCAUGGCCUCACUAGCUUACUAUGAGAUCCUCUUCGCACUUGUAUGCUUUGUUUUCCUAUAUUCCAUGUGCACCUUCGAUCGGCGCCUGCUCCAGGAGUGGCCGCUGGUUGGAAUGCUUCCGAACCUUCUAUUCAACGUCCACCGGGUUCACGAUUUCGCUACCGAUCAACUAGAACGAGCCCGAGGUACUUUACUAUUUAAAGGCCCUUCUUUCACUAACAUGAAUAUGUUGGUUACAGCUGAUCCAGCCAACGUACGCUACGUAACGAGUACCAACUUCCCAAAUUUUCCUAAAGGGCCGCAGUUCAGGAAGAUUUUUGACGUCCUGGGAGACGGGAUUUUCAAUACCGAUGGAGAUUCAUGGCAGACUCAGAGAAAACUGGCUCAACUACAUAUGGGUCAUCGAGGUUUUCAACAGUUUUUGGUAAAGAGCACCGUGGGUAAGGUGGAAAAAGGAUUGAUCCCAUAUCUGGAGCAAAUCUGCCAACCAGGUCUAGUGGUGGAUUUGCAAGAUUUGUUUCAAAGGCUUACAUUUGAUACCACAUGCAUAUUGGUUAAUGGGUACGACCCCAAUUGUCUCUCCAUCGAACUCCCUGAAGUUCCUUUUGCAAAAGCCAUGCAUGAUCUUGAGGAAACGAUUAUAACUCGCCAUGCAUUGCCUGAGUGUUUUUGGAAGUUACAGAGGUGGCUUGUGAUUGGACAAGAGAAGAAAUAUAGGGAAGCUUGGGCGACUGUAGAUCAUAUCCUAGCUAGUUAUAUAAACGAGAAGAGAGAGGAAUUGAGAUUUGGAAUCAAUUCCAAAGAAGAGGGAGAAGGGGUGGAUCUAUUGACAUCCUACUUGAAGAAUGAUGGAAUCAUGGGAGUAAAAUGUGAUGAUAAGUUCUUGAGGGACACAAUGUUGACUUUAAUGGCGGCAGGGCAGGACACUGUUAGCUCAGUUUUAACAUGGUUUCUUUGGGUUGUUUCAACACACCCAAUUGUUGAAGCAAGGGUUAGAGAAGAGCUCGAAGCAAGUAUACCAAAAGAAGGUAACAACAGGAGAAUUUUCAGUAUGGAACAAGUGAGCAAGCUAGUUUAUCUGCAUAGCGCAAUCUGUGAAUCACUGAGGCUCUUUCCACCAGUUGCAUUCGAGGAAAAGGAACCUCAUCAAUCAGACAUCCUACCUAGCGGCUAUCAGGUUCAUCCAAAACUGAGGCUACUGUUUUCUAUCUACGCAAUGGGAAGGAUGAAGUUCAUAUGGGGCGAGGAUUGCUUGGAGUUUAAGCCAGAGAGAUGGAUUACUAAGGAAGGAAUGAUCAGACACGAGCCCUCGUUCAAGUUCUUUGCAUUCAACGCAGGGCCGAGGACUUGUCUGGGGAAGGACAUGGCUUUCACUCAAAUAAAAUUGGUUGCGGCUGCUAUAAUACACAACUACCAAGUUCGCGAGGUGGAAGGACACCGUGUCUUCCCGAGUGUUUCGAUGGUUCUCAAUAUGGAGCAUGGGUUGAUGGUGAAUAUUACCAAAAGAUGGACAUGAAGUUUAAAGUAGUACUUGUCGAAUAUUGUUUAAGCUUCGGUCUUAUUUCUUUGACGCAAUAAUGUGUUUCCCUAUUUGUAUUUUCAUUGUAUUCUUCCUGAGUCUUAUUAGAACUCUAUCUUUUCCUAUGCAAUAA
Messenger RNA from Rhododendron vialii, 2138 nucleotides. Its product is annotated as alkane hydroxylase MAH1-like. The record is from RefSeq and is a predicted model, not a curated record. The coding region runs from base 488 to 2002 and encodes 504 amino acids. NCBI's taxonomy places the organism in Eukaryota, Viridiplantae, Streptophyta, Magnoliopsida, Ericales, Ericaceae. The transcript has a single exon. Gene Ontology annotation, molecular function: monooxygenase activity; heme binding; iron ion binding.